AUGGGUUCUGGUCCAACCACAGCCAGUUUUCUAGGCUCAACAUCCACCGACUUUCCUCGCACUCACGAGAAGAUCUCAGAACCAAAGGACACACCGUAUUUUGUGGACAAUGAGUUCCGACUUUCUCAGUCGAAAGACUUCGUGCUUGUCCACGACCCUGCCACAAAUAACCUAGUAACCAGGGUACCAUUGAUGACCACCGAAGAGUUGCAGGAUGCGAUUGAUUCCGCGCAAAAAGCCUUCAGUUCCUGGAGCAGAGUCUCUAUCAUUGCCCGACAGCAGAUCAUGUUCCGCUACGUCGCGCUUAUCAAAGAGAACUGGGACAGACUUGCCGCCUCCAUCACCCUAGAGCAGGGCAAAACAUUCGCAGAUGCGCGAGGUGAUGUGCUUCGUGGGCUGCAGGUGGCAGAAGCUGCAUGCGCCGGCCCCGAGUAUAUGAAGGGAGAGAUUCUCGAAGUCGCCAAAGACAUGGAAACGAGGACUUAUAGAGAGCCUCUCGGCGUUGUUGCCGCAAUCUGCCCGUUCAACUUCCCGGCCAUGAUACCGCUUUGGUGCAUUCCGAUUGCCACCAUCACCGGCAACACGCUGGUUCUUAAACCCUCCGAGCGAGACCCCGGCGCUGCCAUGAUACUUGCCGAGUUGGCCGAAAAGGCCGGCUUUCCAAAGGGCGUGAUAAACGUGGUUCAUGGCGCACACGAUACCGUCAACUAUCUGCUAGACUCCCCGGCGAUCAAGGCCAUCAGCUUUGUUGGAAGCAACAAGGCUGGAGAGUAUAUCUUCACUCGUGGCUCUGCAAAUGGCAAGAGAGUGCAAGCGAACUUGGGCGCGAAGAAUCAUGCACUAAUCAUGCCUGAUUGUGACAAGGGAGCGACACUGGACGCUAUUGUCAGUGCGGCCUUUGGAGCGGCGGGACAGCGCUGUAUGGCACUGUCGGUCGCAGUAUUCGUUGGUGAAACGCGCAGCUGGCUUGAUGAGUUAGUGGCCAAGGCGAAGACUCUCCGGACAGAUGCUGGCUUUGAGGAUGGCGCUGAUCUCGGCCCUGUGGUGACACCCGAGAGCAAAUCUAGAAUCGAAUCGCUCAUCGCGAGUGCGGAGGCGGAGGGAGCCAAGAUUCUUCUUGAUGGACGCGGUUAUAAGCCAGCAAAGUAUCCAAACGGUAACUGGGUCGCCCCGACAAUCAUCGCCAAUGUCACGCCAUCUCAGCAGUGUUAUAAGGAGGAAAUAUUUGGCCCUGUCCUGGUCUGUGUCGAGGUUGACACGCUCGAGGCUGGUAUCGAACUAAUUAACAACAACGACUACGGAAAUGGCGCUGCGGUUUUCACAUCAUCAGGCGCCAUUGCGGAGAGGUUCCGGCGCAACAUUGAGGCGGGUCAACUGGGCAUCAAUGUGCCGAUCCCAGUACCUCUCCCGAUGUUCUCAUUUACGGGAAACAAAAAGAGUGUGGCUGGAGGGGGUGCCAGUACCUUUUAUGGGAAACCGGGGGUCAAUUUCUACACACAGUUGAAGACGGUCACCUCCAAGUGGUCAAGCGCGAGUAUCUCGCCAGCUAAGGCGGAGCUUUCAAUGCCUACUGGAUCAUAG
Molecule: messenger RNA, 1581 nt
Organism: Trichoderma reesei QM6a
Lineage: Eukaryota; Fungi; Ascomycota; Sordariomycetes; Hypocreales; Hypocreaceae
Product: aldehyde dehydrogenase
Exons: 2
Coding region: 1-1581 (526 amino acids)
Biological process (GO): L-valine catabolic process; thymine catabolic process
Cellular component (GO): mitochondrion
Molecular function (GO): malonate-semialdehyde dehydrogenase (acetylating, [NAD(P)+]) activity; methylmalonate-semialdehyde dehydrogenase (acylating, NAD+) activity
Source: RefSeq, a predicted model, not a curated record